AUGGGUGAUUGGCUGUUUGCAUUGUAUAAUGCUGAAGAGCAGCAGAAAAGAUCAAUUAACGUUGGGGAUUCCCCGGAGGUUCAUUUCCAGAAGCCACCAAAACCUAUCCCCCACCACCAGCCCCACCCGUCUCCCUUCCUCCCCUUCUCCAUCUUCCUCGACCUCCGCAACCCAGCGACCUCGCGGUGGUUCCUCGGCCCGCCCUCACCCUCCGCGACUCCCCCCCCCCCCGCCGCCUCCUCGAACUCCAGCAACCAGUUCGACGUCCACCUCGGCGGCCUCCUCUUCGGCGGCGCAACCAUCCAGAUCUUCCUCGAGGGCUCCUCCUUCCCCGGCGGAUUCAUCUCCUCGCCCGCCCCCGGCGUCGGCGGGGUCAGCCUCCUCGACUACUUCAUGGGAUCCGGCCUCAAGCAGCUCAUCCAGCAGCUCGCGGAGAACGACCGCAGCCGCUACGACACCCUGCCCACCGCCAAGGCUGCGGUUGCCGCCCUCCCUAAUGUCGCCGUCGAUGGGGGCGCCCAGCACGUCCUCCAAAAGGAUUGCAUCCUGCCAUGGCUUGACCUCCACAGCUCCUCCCUGUCUGCCGCCAUCUAUGUCCACCAGUGCCAGGCAGCUGCCGCUGCGGCGGCGGCACCUGUGGCCCCAGGUGGCGGCCCUUCGCCUAGGGUCAUGGUGAGGAGGUUCAGGAUCUCGCUGCCGUGGCCUCUCAGAGCCGCUUUUGGAGCUCAGCAGGCGGAGAGCAGCGACCAGGACGAUGCUGGCUAUGGCGACUACAAAAACGAUGGGAAUGCGAGCGGUCGCUCGUAUGAUGAUCUCGACUGA
Triticum aestivum (bread wheat) is the source of this 822-nucleotide messenger RNA. RefSeq names its product E3 ubiquitin-protein ligase RING1-like. The transcript has 3 exons. The record is from RefSeq and is a predicted model, not a curated record. NCBI's taxonomy places the organism in Eukaryota, Viridiplantae, Streptophyta, Magnoliopsida, Poales, Poaceae. Bases 1 to 822 code for a protein of 273 amino acids.